UUGUUAAACCGAAAUAUUCCCUCUCCUCUCUGAUCCUUCUAUUUUUACUUUCCCUCUCCACAACCCUAACAUAUAUAGCUCUCUUAAUCCUUAAACCCUCUAAUGUAAUCUCCGUCUUCCUCAUCACUUCCUUUUUCUUCUUCCGAGAAUUUCUACACUCUUGUAUUCUUCCAGAUGCAAAUUCUGGCCGAUUUCAAUACCGUCUUUGUCCUGAAUUUGCUUUCUAUGGUGUCCAACAAAAUACAACCAAGGCAUAAUUAGCAUGAUUCACAAGUUCCCAAUGGCUGAACUCAGUGGCACUCACACUCAGAUUCUUCACUCUCAGUCUCAGUCCCCUUCAUCAUCAGCAUCUGGAAAUGAAGAUGGUGAUGUUAAAGAACUAGUUGGCUACCGGGAAUUCCAGGAAACCAUGCCUUUGGAAGAUACGGUUGUACUUGAUAGUCCCUUGGCCGACACCCCGUUGGAGAAUCUGGGCUUUGACACAGAGCCUGAAGGUGAUGUGGAUUGCGUUGUAGAGAACCUGAGUGCUGCUGCAGUAAGUGGGUAUAGGGAAGAAGUGGUGCUUGACAGUGAGGAUGAAGUAGUACAUGGAAGUAAAGGGGCUAAUGGCGUAGUGGAUGGUAAAGCUGGUAGAAGAUUCACGGGGAAUGUGCUGGACUUUGAGAAGGGGCAGCUUGGUUCACCUCAGAAGCAAUUGGACGACGUGGUGGCAGAUUCUGAUGACUCUGCUUAUGAAAAGAGGAAUGAAGUAUCUUCUAUCGAUUUCAGGAGCAGUGGUAGGGUGGGAAGUCCAUCUCAUUCACCCGAUUGUAAUCAGAACUUAAGGUUAAACUAUGUUGGGUCUCAAGAACCUGGGGAGUCAUCUCAAGCAAAUGCGCUUGAUAUUGUGGAUCACUUUUUGUCAUUGAACAAUGUUGACUCCUCUCCAGGAGUUAACCAUCGAGCUGUUAUUAGGGCAAAAUCAUCUUCUGUCUCUAGUGCAAAGGGACGUCAAAGUUUGGCUAAGAGACUUCCACUUAAGACCCCAAUUGUAAAAGCAGGAACCUUUGAAUGGACUGAUAGUGACCAGCAUAAUGGGAGUGAGUUUUUUCAUAAUAGGAAGGAGUCGUCUUUUGAUUUUGGUGGCUACAGGCAUCAGGAGGAUAGGAAUCUUCACAGGGAGGGAGGUAGCAGCUUAGUUCACAAGCAUGAAGAGAACAAUGAGGUUUCUGAUCUCCAUAAGGAAAUGGUCUCGACUUAUAGCAAUUCCAGAUCUGCAUUGUGUAGCUCGAGAGAGGUUAGCAGGGAAGUACAAGUGAUUGGAAAUAUCACCAUUAAGGAAGUUGAUGAUCAGUUCGAUCCAAGGUUGACAGGACAGCAAUUGGAAGCUGGUGAUGUAGGAGGAGAUACGUCCAACAUGUUUGAUAUUGGUUUUAGCACUCAAGUGGCUGCUGAAGCUAUGGAAGCUCUAGCAUGUGGCCCCCCUGCUGGUUUCAACUAUGGUGAUGCUUUUCAAGGUCCAGAAAACACCCUUGAUCAUUCUCCCAGGGGUUUAAUUAGGAAUGAAACCCAUUUAGGAUGUUCUUCCUUUCCACAGAGUGCUUGGUCUGAUAGAGCAGACAUAGGAAAACAUUCAAAGCAAAGAAAGCGUUCUGCUAAAAGGCUUAACAGAGGAAGCUUUGAUAAAUUUCAGAUUCAGUCUGAAAAUAAGGAGUUAGAUCCCAAGUUGGCAAUAACAACAAAAGUGAAGGUAGGCAAGUCCUCUGUUGAGAGACAGCUGAGUUGUGGAAAUUCCACUGAGGCAAAUGAGAGUUUAGGGAGAAGAUCUGGUAAGUCUAGCAAACAAAGGAAUGCAAAGAGAUCUUCAGGUGGAACUAAACUUAGAGAGUUGGAGGUUGAUAGGGGUACAUCUUUCUUGGGUGAACCUAUCUUAUUUGGCAAAGGACAGCCUCAAGGGAAGUGCAUGAAGUUAUCUCAUGUUGCUCACCGAACCAGGCAGCAGAUGUCAGAGGAUACAUUGGUAAGGACCAAGGGUCAAUUAGAUAAUGCAGGAGAAACAAUACGUGGUGGCAAAAUAAUUCAGUACAGAAGAAAGAGGAGCCGUUUAGCUGCUCAUCCAGUUGAAGUUUUGAGGAACAAGGAUGAAUCAGAUAAUCCAGGAGAAAGUAUAAAGGAUGGUAGCGUAAUUCAAUACAAAAGAAAGAGGAGAUGUUUAGCUGCUGAUCCAGUUAAGGCUUUGUGGACCAGGGAUAAAUCAGAUAAUCCAGGAGAAAGAACAAAUAAUGGCAGUAUAAUUCAAUACAGAAGAAAGAAAAGCCGUUUAGAUGCUGAUCCAGUUGAAGUGUUAAGGACCAAGGAUCAAUCAGAUAAUCCAGGAGAAAGGAGAUAUGAUAGCAGUAUAGUUCAAUACAGAAUAAAGAGCCAUUUAGCUGCUGAUCCAGUUGAUGUUUUGAGUGUCAGAGAAAAAUGUUCCAAAUUGGAUUAUAAUUUAUGUAGGGACGCUGGACACUGCAAAUUGAAUCAACGAGAUCAAUCUGUUCAAGAGGUCACUGGCAUUGCCAGUUAUUUAAGAUCAAAUCUGUGGAGACAUCCUAGAGGUAAAAGGACAAGUCGUAAUGUACGAAGCCAUUCAAAUCGACUGAAUAGCAUAUAUACCCCAUUGUUAACAAUUUAUGGAAAAGAAAGCAAUAUUCAUUCUUGCAAAAGUCAGAAAAGGCCAGAAGACAAUGACAAAGUGAAGGGGAAGGCAGGGUCCUCAAUAUAUACUUAUCCACAUUGGCGUUCUUCAGAAAAUGAUUCUGACAGAAGCUUGUCAGGGAAGAAAUUUGAUAAGCUCGGCUCAAUAGGUGCCAUGUCUAACUGUGAAUCAGCUGUAAUCGAUGCAACAAUGUUUCCCGCAGGUUUCUGUAGAGCCAGGACCUUGAUGCAACCUGGAAAUCUAAAUGGAAAAGAUUCUAUGUCAUUUGCCGAUGAUGGAGAAAAGACCCAUAAAUUGGAAGUAUUGUCAAACAAGAGUAUUGAAACAUCUGGUUCUGAAAGUACGGUGACAUUUAGCUCCAUCAAGGGCAUAAGUGAGGCUGCAGCAAAUUGUAUGUUUUAUGAUUAUCAUAGAAAGCCAUGCAACAAAAACCUACCAAAAUCAUCCUUGUUGAAAGAGAUUAUGAUAAUAGGCGUCCGGGAGUCAAGACCCGACCUUGCAUGGAAAGACUUGAGAAAACGAAGAGAUAUGGCACAUGUUCAAGUCUUGUUUAGCCAGCAUUUGGACAACAAUAUCAUCAAGCAGCAGAAAAAGGUAGAUCUUGGAAGCUUUUCCAUUAGCACCUUUUUCCUAUUCACUAGUACACCAAAUGUGGUAUGGUCAAUUUGUUUCAUGUUAAAUACUUGCUGCUAUUCAUUCCCCCAACAGAUUCUUGCACGACUGGGCAUGUCUGUUGCAUCAUGUAGCAGGGAUGCCACACAUUUUAUAGCUGACAAAUUUGCACGUACAAGGAAUAUGUUGGAAGCUAUUGCUCUAGGAAAACCCGUGGUGACACAUUUAUGGCUAGAGAAUUGCGGACAAGCAAGCUGUCUCAUUGAUGAAAAAAAUUUCAUACUGAGAGAUUAUAAAAAGGAAAAGGAAAUUGGCUUUAGCAUGCCUGUUUCAUUGGCUCGUGCAAGCCAACAUCCACUUCUAAAGGGUCAAAGAGUCCUUAUCACCCCCAGUAUUAAACCUGAUAGAGAAAUGAUUACUGGUUUGGUCAAGGCAGUUCAUGGCCAGCUAGUGGAGAGAAGUCAGAUAUCUGCGGGAAACGAUGACUUAGAUGACCUUUUGAUUCUUGCCUGUGAAGAAGAUCAUGCAAUCUGUAGGCCCUUCCUUAUGAGAGGUGCAGCCAUUUACUGUUCAGAGCUUGUACUGAACGGGAUAGUCGUUCAGAAGCUGGAAUAUGAAAGGUGAUAGAAUUGACUUGUAACAAAAAACUAUAGAUUGAAAUCAUGAAACUCAUUUUGGCGAACCCAAAAUGACAUUAACUGGCAAAAAAUGGAUUUGUUCGGAGACUAUGUAUUGCAUGUACAUACAGCAUGCGUAUGUUACUCUUUUUCUUGUUUUUCACUGCAUAUACUCAUCCUGGAAACUCGGUGCAUCUUUUCACCCACUGGUUUUCUAACACUUAUUUCAUUUUCUGAAUGAUAGACACAAGCUCUUCACAAAUCAAGUGAAGAGGAAACAAUCUGCUACUUGAAAAAAGAAGCUGCUUCGCUAAUAACAGUAUCUUUUGCAUUAUCAGUUAUACUGUUAAGCUCUUCCUAAAUCUAGCAAGGAGGAACCCAUCUGGCACAUGAUCAGGGAAAGAUUACCGAGCAUCUCUCUUUAUGAAGACAAAAUGUAUCUAGUUUUUUUUUUUUUUUUUGGUUUCCCCCUCUUUUGGCGCUAGUGUUCCUUGCAACAAAAUGGGUAUUCUUAUGAUAAGAGAGGGGUGGGUCCUCAUUUUUGUUGUAAAUUGUAUGCCAGUGGAAGUUCAUCAGAUCUUUCUGUGAUCUUAGAAAAUCGUAAAGCUUUUGCCUAUCGGCUUCAUGUCAAA
This is a messenger RNA of Carya illinoinensis, 4538 nucleotides long. RefSeq lists its product as uncharacterized. The coding region runs from base 263 to 3913 and encodes 1216 amino acids. The transcript has 7 exons. Lineage: Eukaryota; Viridiplantae; Streptophyta; Magnoliopsida; Fagales; Juglandaceae. The record is from RefSeq and is a predicted model, not a curated record.